Molecule: messenger RNA, 1026 nt
Organism: Camelina sativa (false flax)
Lineage: Eukaryota; Viridiplantae; Streptophyta; Magnoliopsida; Brassicales; Brassicaceae
Biological process (GO): DNA repair
Cellular component (GO): nucleolus; cytoplasm
Molecular function (GO): single-stranded RNA binding; RNA endonuclease activity producing 5'-phosphomonoesters, hydrolytic mechanism
Source: RefSeq, a predicted model, not a curated record
CAUAACACUGAAGAACAUCUCCAAGGUUAUCACAAAGGACACUCCUGUUUUACCAAAGCAGAAUGAUUCUGAAAUGGGUGCCAAAAAUCCUGUUCCUGUGAAUGAAAACAAGGAAGAUUUGCGACGGCCUAAACCUAAAGUAUUUAGCAUGGAGCAAGGAACUACCCAAGGGAUCAUGAACAAUCUUAGACAAAAUGCUAAAAAAAUCAGUGAAGCACUCAAUUAUGGUGGAUGGAAAUGGAAUACUUCAUCCACGAGAAUUUGGUUUGGCGUGUCAUUUAGGUGUUCUUUCUCACCUCCCUACCAUUGGGGUCGGAAAGAACCUGCAUCAUGUGGAUGGUCUGAAUCAAUCUGAGGUGAGACUUCAGCUCAAAGAAAACGAGUAUGAGCAAGUUAUCACUUUGGUAGGGAACUCUGGAUUUACUUGGGGAGUAGUAAGAUUCCGUCCAACUCUGAGUUCUCUGAAGCCCAUAUACAUUUCGGUUGGCCAUCGCAUAUCACUCGACUCUGCUGUUGAAAUUGUCAAGAUGACCUGCAACUACCGUGUUCCCGAACCUAUUAGACAGGCAGAUAUGAGAUCAAGAGCAUAUCUCCAGAAGCAUCAAACUGAGCCUUUUAAAAGUACCUGUACUGCGACGACCGGAUCAGACUGAAGCUUAAUCUCUCGAACGAGGCAUUGAACACUAUUCCACGUUACAUAGAACUCUCCAAAGUCUUUACUUUGAUGGAUAGAUCACGUCACUGAAGCUCCGCCCCAAUUCUCUCCUUCAUUUAUCUAAUUGACUUGAGAAUCGCAAGCUAAACCAAGAUAAUCAAUGCUGUAUUCAAUACAUUGGAAUGUUCUUUACAUACAUACCGUAAAGCUUAGUGUAAAAAGAAAGAGUAGGAAAAGUGCUCUCGGGUCAUGGUAUUAUUUUAAGUUGUUUGGGGACCUUUUGUGAUAUUGGGAGAUUUUGGGGUUCUCCACAACAAUUCCAGUGGUCUUUGGUUUGGUAUUUCUCUUAGUUCACCGUCUGUAUGCAACUC